Botrytis porri is the source of this 840-nucleotide messenger RNA. RefSeq lists its product as uncharacterized. The record is from RefSeq and is a predicted model, not a curated record. NCBI's taxonomy places the organism in Eukaryota, Fungi, Ascomycota, Leotiomycetes, Helotiales, Sclerotiniaceae. The coding region runs from base 1 to 840 and encodes 279 amino acids. The transcript has 2 exons.
AUGCAGCUACGUGAAUCUGGGUCGUUGGGCGAAAUCCCCUCUCCCCUCAGUACCGCAUCUCAACUUGAUCAGAAAGUAGACCCAGAUUUUUCUUCCGGCAGCCCCAUCAAUUCCGAUAUCUUUCGAUCUGAAAGGUAUAAGUUCAUGUGUGGACAUUCUGUACAUAAUAGUGAGUCCAACCAAAUCGAAAAAUUUAAUAUCUUUGUCGAGACGGUCAAUAGCAUCCCUCAACCUCAUUACAGAACCAAUGUGGCCUGCUAUGUAUGCGAUGACAUAAAUAUAUUCCAGGAAAAUAGUGAUUACGACACACGUAGCAACAUCCUUAAUAAAAAAUACCGAGGUAAAGAAUACUGGAUAGAAGGCUCGAUAUAUAACGAACCUCAAAGACUUAAGGUUACUCAGACACGGUGGAUAGAAUCCGUUCUUGACACUGCUCGUGAGGGUUGUUGUCUUUGUAUACUUGUAGUUCAAGCUAUAGCUGCAUUGGGCAAAGGCCAUUUCCAAGGUUCGCCCUUCAGUGUAUGCUUACAGGUGAAAGAUAUUGGUGGUAUCAAGAGGUAUUCAAUAAGACAGAGCGAGUUCGCACAACCAUUUGUUAUUGAGUUAUACAGGCAUCCGUUUGAGAUUAUAUUAUGUACGUUGAGGUCAAGAAUAAGUGUUAAUUCUCCUUACGCUGGCUUACAUGAAUUGCAGCCGCUCGUCACUUGUUUCGGACUAUGGGUGGCCUUUCAUUACCAUUCAUCACCGCUGCACAUGAAAUUUCGAACUCCAUGGCUGAAUCCUUACAAAAAGCGAAAAGCUGGAUUAAAAACUGUGAAGAGCAUCGAAAAUGAAAUCUAG